AUGGAGCUGCUGCUGCUACUGUGCCUGGGACUGACCCUAGUCUGUGUCCGUGCAGAGGAAGCUAGUUCUAUGUCAAGGAACUUUAAUGUGGAAAAGAUUAAUGGGAAAUGGUAUUCUCUUCUUCUGGCCUCUAACAAAACAGAAGAGGUAGAAGAACAUGGCAGUAUGAGAGUUUUUGUGGAGGAUAUCCAUGUCUUGGAGAAUUCCUUAGCUUUUAAAUUCCAUACUGUCAAACAUGAAGAGUGCAUUGAAUUAUUUUUGGUUGCUUACAAAACAAAAAAGGCUGGUGAAUACUCUAUGGAAUAUAAUGGAUUGAAUACAUUUACUAUACUUGAGACAGACUAUGAUAAUUAUCUUAUGUUUCAUCUCAUUAACACAAAUAAUGGCAAAACCUUCCAGGUGAUGGGGCUCUACGGCCGAAAACCAGAUUUGAGUUCAGAUAUCAAGAAAAGGUUUUUGAAAGGACGCUACAAGCAUGGAAUUGUGGAAGACAAAGUCAUUAACUUAACCAAAGCCAAUCGCUGCCUCGAGGCCCGAGAGUGA
Molecule: messenger RNA, 543 nt
Organism: Mus pahari (shrew mouse)
Lineage: Eukaryota; Metazoa; Chordata; Mammalia; Rodentia; Muridae
Product: major urinary protein 20-like
Exons: 6
Coding region: 1-543 (180 amino acids)
Molecular function (GO): small molecule binding; odorant binding
Source: RefSeq, a predicted model, not a curated record